This is a messenger RNA of Mucor mucedo, 912 nucleotides long. RefSeq lists its product as uncharacterized. Gene Ontology annotation, biological process: poly(A)+ mRNA export from nucleus. Gene Ontology annotation, cellular component: nucleus. The record is from RefSeq and is a predicted model, not a curated record. The coding region runs from base 31 to 834 and encodes 267 amino acids. NCBI's taxonomy places the organism in Eukaryota, Fungi, Mucoromycota, Mucoromycetes, Mucorales, Mucoraceae. The transcript is spliced from 3 exons.
UGGCAUUUUCUUUAGUUCUAGUGCACAAACAUGUCUGAUAAGUACAAGAAUUUAAAGGUUAAAGAGCUGCAAGAGUUAUUACAGAAAAGCGGUCUUCCUCAUUCAGGUAAAAAGGAGGAAUUGAUUGAACGUCUUGUUAAACACGAACAAACUGUUGAUGAAUUCGCUUCUUUGGACGAUGAAUUUGGCGAUCUUGGAGAAUUCGAUGAUUCUAAACUUGCUUUGGAUGACAUUGAAGACCCAAUUGCACCCGUUGAAGAUGUACUUGAAGAAGAAAUAAAAGAAGAGACUAAAGUGGAAUUGAAAGAGACUACUACCACACCUGUUGUAAAACCCAAUUCCAAUUUCAAAUUCACUCCCAUCGUCUUCGAUAAGACAGCCACUACUGAAGCUACACCGGUUGCUGCUCCAGUUGUAGAAGAAAAAAAGGCUGAUAAGCCAAAGUUGCCUGUUAUUCCACCAAAGGUCACCGAUGAUGCAGAAAGAGCUUUGGAACGCGCAAAGAGAUUCGGUAUUCAAUUGAACGACACUGCAAAGAAAGAUAUCCGUGCACAAAGAUUUGGUAUCCCAGCUACCUCUGUGUCUCCUAAACCAACAUCCCCCAAAGCAGCUAAAUCAACGCCAGUCAAAGCUGCUAGCAAAGGAAUCGAUCCUGAAGUACUUAAAAAGCGUGCAGAGAGAUUUGGUUUAGCCAAAACCGCAACUGAGAAAAAGACUCCUGUCGUGAAGGGUAAAGUACCUGUCAGCCUUGAUCCCGCAGAGGAAGAGAAGAAGCGAAAGAGAGCUGAGCGUUUCCAACAAAGUGAAGACGCCAAAAAGCAAAAGACGGAGUAAAUAAAUAAACACCUUUUUUUUUUUUUUUUUUGCCUUUUUCUUCCCUAAUAAAUAAAAAUACACAAGCCUUGAAAAGAA